AUGAAGAACAUUGGAACCGCUUUGAUGUUGUUGGCAUGCUCUGCCAACUACGUCGUCUCACUCCCGGCACAGCCUCAGGGCGACGUCUUGGCCGUGCGUGCCCCUUACUAUUCGAACCUUGAUGCCAGAACAGCCCCAUACGAAAGGCGAGGACUGGUUCCACGACAAGGCCAGGGCAAAGGACAGGGCCAGGGUAAGGGCAAGGCGGCCAGGGGCAAGGGCAAUGGAGCGGCAAACGCUGCCAAUGGUAACAAUGCGGCAGCAGGUGGAAACGCCAACAACGCUGCAGCAGGUGGUAAGGCCAACGGUGCCGGAGCAGGUAACGCCAACAACGCCGCCGCGGCUGGAAAUGCCAACGCCGGAGCAGGCAACGCCAAUGCCGGAGCAGGUAACGCCAAUGCCAAUGCCGGAGCAGGUGGCAAAGCGAAGAAGGCCAAGAAGGCCAAGGCUUCUGCAGCUGCACCCGCUGCCUCUUCAGCAGCCGCUGCUGCCUCAGGUGAUGCUGCUGCAACCGCCACCGGCGCCGCAAAUGCUGGUGCCACGGGCGUGGCCGCUCGUCACAUGAUUCCUCGUGACGCCUAUGCCCAUCUCGUUGCUCGCAAGAAGAACAAGGGUGGUGCCAACGCAGCCGCGGGUAACGCAACGGCCCCAGCAACAGGCGAUGCGGCAGCUGCCGAUAAAGCAACCCAGAACGCUGCUAAGACACAGGACAAGCUCACUCAGGCUCAAGCUGACCUAGAUGCUGCGACUGCCGCAGGCGACGCCGCCGCCGAGGAGAAAGCACAAGCCAAGGUUGACAAACUCACUCAGAAGCUGGCAGGUCAGCAGGCUGCUGCGGGUGCGACUGGAAAUGCCUCGAACGCUACUGCUCCAGCCGCUGGAGAAGCACAGCAAGGAAACAAGGCAGGAAACAAGGCAGGAAACGCUGCUCAGAAGGGCGAGGCUGCUGCCGGUGAUGCUGCUCAGAAGGGAGAGGCUGCCGCCGGCGAUGCUGCUCAGAAGGGAGAGGCUGCCGCCGGCGACGCUGCUCAGAAGGGAGAGGCUGCCGCCGGUGAUGCUGCUCAGAAGGGCGAGGCUGCCGCCGGCGACGCUGCUCAGAAGGGCGACGCUGCUGCCGGUGAUGCUGCUCAAGGCAACGCUGCGGGAAGCGGACUUGAGUCACUGCUUGGUCAGCUGCAGGGUGCUCUCGGCGGUGGAAACAACGCGAACGCUGGCGCACAAGCUGGAGAUGCUGCAGGCGCUGGAGGUGCUGGAGGCCUCGGCGGACUUCUGUCCGGACUCCUCGGCGCUUGA
Neoarthrinium moseri is the source of this 1293-nucleotide messenger RNA. RefSeq lists its product as uncharacterized. Lineage: Eukaryota; Fungi; Ascomycota; Sordariomycetes; Amphisphaeriales; Apiosporaceae. The transcript has 8 exons. The coding region runs from base 1 to 1293 and encodes 430 amino acids. The record is from RefSeq and is a predicted model, not a curated record.